GCUGAUUUGGAAGUCGCCGGUUGUGGACUGCAGUGUUUCACCUAGAGUUUUAUGGACUGUAAUGACUGGUGUUGAUUGCCUUAGAUAUCGCCGUGAUCGAAACAACUGAGCUCUACCAACCAAGUAACUUCUUCCGACACACAACCCAAAGCGAAACCAGGCAGGAAAGAUGGCUAACAAGGCCAUCAUACCUUUGGUCGUGCUGCUCUGCUUUGCCAUCGGACUUUCAGAUGCUGUUGAUCGCAACAACUUUAAAACGUGCGAGCAAAGUAGCUUCUGUCGCCGCCUGCGCUCGUUGGAGCAGCAAACGAGCGAUUUCGUUGCGCUACCGCAAACGUUGCAACAGUUCAAGCAAUACAUCACCCUCAACUUGCAGCACCAAAAAAACAAGCAUGAGUACCAGCUGAAGUUGGCGUGCAUGCUCGGAGGAAACAGCUUCCACCUGCAGGUGGACGAGCGAGAGCCGUUGAGCCCACGGUACCGCGUCACAGAUUCGCUUGUGCAGCCACCUCAGUAUGAGUUGACCACGGUCGAGGGCAGCUCUGGCACACUGAUCAUGGUGGCUUGCGGAACGGGCGAGCAGAAGGCGAAGGCCGCAAUCCAAAUCGCACCGUUUAAGGUAGAUUUCUAUCGCAAUGGAGUGCUUGUGCUAUCAGCGAACGGAAAGGGUAUGAUGCGGUUUGAGCAUCGUCGUACCAAGGAGCAGCAACAGCAACACGAGGAACCGGUUCACCAGGAAGGUGAAGAGGAUGCUGGGGCCGUGGAUGAGGCAGCAGCAGCAGAAGCCCCUGAGACCGCCCAGGAUCCGGGAGAGUGGGAGGAAAACUUUAAGUCGCACCACGAUUCAAAACGUCACGGUCCGGAGGGGCUCGCGCUAGAUUUUACCUUUCCUGAGGCGAAGAUUCUGUUCGGCAUUCCCGAGCACGCCGACUCGUUUGCUCUCAAGCACACCGCUACCAAGGGAUCGGACCCAUACCGGCUGUACAAUCUGGAUGUAUUCGAGUACGAGCUGAACAACGGGAUGGCAUUGUACGGUUCGGUACCAGUGAUUUACGGGCACGGCGACUCAGCUGGAACGGUCGGCGUGUUUUGGCAGAACGCGGCCGAAACGUGGGUCGACAUCUUCAACGACAGCGAGAAGCAGAACGUGGUCUCGUCGAUCGUAAAUCUGGUGCGUGGUAUUGGCCAGGGUGAACCACCGGUGGCAAAUUUUAUAUCCGAAACGGGCAUCAUGGAUGUGUUUGUGCUGCUCGGUCCCCAGCCAAACGAUGCCUUCCAGCAAUACACGGCGCUAACGGGGCGGGCACCGCUGCCACAGCUGUACGCCCUUGCCUACCAUCAGUGCCGUUGGAACUAUAACGACGAACGCGACGUGGAGCAGGUGUCGGCCAAGUUCGACGAGUACGACAUCCCUAUGGACACUAUGUGGCUCGACAUCGAGUACACGGACGGAAAGCGCUACUUCACCUGGGACCAACAUAAAUUCCCACACCCGGUGGAGAUGAUGAAUAAUCUGACAGCACUCGGGCGCCACAUGACGAUCAUCAUCGAUCCGCACAUCAAGCGCGACAGUGGCUACUUCUUUCACAACGAGUGCACCGACCGGAAGCUGUAUGUGAAGAACAAGGACUCCGGUGACUACGAGGGCUGGUGCUGGCCAGGAGCGGCCAGCUACGUGGACUUUUUCAAUCCGGACGCCCGACGCCACUACGCGGACCAAUACCUGCUCGAGAACUUCCGCGAGCAGACGGUCACGGUCGGCAUCUGGAACGAUAUGAACGAACCAUCGGUGUUCAAUGGGCCGGAGGUGACGAUGCCGAAAGACAAUUUGCAUCAUGGUGGCUGGGAGCAUCGGGAGGUACAUAAUCUAUACGGCCACCUGCAACUGACGGCGACUUUCGAUGGGCUGAUGAGGCGUGGCGCGGGAUCCUUGCGCCCUUUCAUUCUCUCGCGGGCCCACUUUGCCGGUAGCCAGCGGUUCGCUGCCGUCUGGACUGGUGACAAUAUGGCCGAGUGGGGCCAUCUGCGGGCCUCGAUUCAGAUGUGCCUGGCACUGUCGGUGGCCGGCAUCAGUUUCUGCGGAGCCGACGUCGGUGGCUUCUUCGGCAAUCCGGAGGCGGAUCUGUUUGCCCGCUGGUACCAAACGGCCGCUUUUCAGCCCUUCUUCCGUUCACACGCACACAUCGAUACGAAGCGCCGCGAGCCAUGGCUGUUUCCGGAGGACGUCCGUUUGGUCAUUCGCGAUGCCAUCCGCCACCGCUACCGGCUGCUACCGCUGUGGUAUACACUAUUCUACGAGCACGAGCAGCACGGACUACCGAUCAUGCGUCCACUGCUGGCGCAGUACCCACGCGAUGUCGAGGCGUUCGCGAUAGACGAUCAGUUCCUGAUUGGUGACCGGCUACUGGUGGCACCGGUGCUCGAGGCCAAGCCGGCCGGCGGCAAGCGCCAGGUGUAUUUCCCGGUGAACGAGAAUGGGCAAGGCGAUUUGUGGUACGAUUGUGAUACCUUCCAGAAGCACUCGACGGCUGGCGUCAUCGGUAUUCCUGUCGACGCGUAUAAGGUGCCGGUGUUCCAGCGCGGCGGUACGAUUGUGCCACGCAAGGAGCGAAUUCGACGCGCUUCCACGCUGAUGACCCACGAUCCGUACACACUCGUAGUAGCAUUGAACCGGGAAGGCACUGCUACCGGCACGCUCUACAUGGACGACGAAAUGAGCUAUGAUUAUCGGCGUGGUCAUUAUCUGUAUCUGCAAUUCGAGUACCGCGAUGGUGUGCUGAGCAGUCGGAAAAUUGAUACCACAGCCACCUUCCCGACUAAGAGCUGGCUCGAGCGAGUCGUGUUCGUGGGAUUGGCGAAGCAGCCGACCACGGUCAUGUUGCGUAGGGCCAGCAGCGAUGACUCGACGAUGCUUGAGUUGGUGCGUGAGGCUGCUGUCCCGGGUGUGGCCAUCGUGCGCAAACCGGGCGUUGUGAUGAGUGAAGGUUGGUCCAUCACACUGCAAUUUUAGACCUAUUAAUGGGGGCCGGUGGUAUGCAGAUAGUAAGCUGCUAAACUCUGUUGUUGUCCAUUCAUUCAUACGUACGAACGAAAGUAGGCUCCACCACGGUCAUAUCCUAUCCUACAUAAAGUUUCGAUUAAAAUAAAUCGGGCUUUCUAAUUUCCACACGACGAGUAAAUUGGAGAUAACUGUGAGAAUAAAAUAGAUGUAACAGGCGUAGAAUUCAUGCCGUGACCGGCUUACGCGGUCGAUGAUCGAUUCAAUAAAAGAUUAAAACAAAUACAA
Messenger RNA from Anopheles darlingi, 3286 nucleotides. RefSeq names its product neutral alpha-glucosidase AB (gene GCS2alpha). The record is from RefSeq and is a predicted model, not a curated record. Gene Ontology annotation, molecular function: alpha-glucosidase activity; carbohydrate binding. NCBI's taxonomy places the organism in Eukaryota, Metazoa, Arthropoda, Insecta, Diptera, Culicidae. The transcript has 4 exons. Gene Ontology annotation, biological process: carbohydrate metabolic process; N-glycan processing. Bases 170 to 3010 code for a protein of 946 amino acids.